AGGGUAGUUGUGGUCGGAGGAGAGAAAGAGAAGAGAAGGGAGAUUGAGUGUGUGUUGUUUGUCGUCAUGGCGUCGUCGAAGGUGGAUCUGGAACAACACUGUUCUCUUUCAGUUUCAGGUGACGAGAUUUGGGAAGACAUCGUUGGUGCCACUGAUCAACACAUCACGCUCGAGGAUUUCUUAACCAAGUCUGUCCCUGUCGACACAGAUGACGCCACCACCCACAACAAGAACGAAAUGUAUCUUCCUCAAUCGGCCAACGGGCAUGAAUCAGCCAAGAAAUUAGUCCCACAUGGAAGGGGAAAGAGGAGGGUUGUGGAGGAACAGCCACUUGAUAAGGCCACUCUUCAGAAACAGAGGAGGAUGAUCAAGAACAGAGAAUCUGCUGCUAGGUCCAGAGAACGCAAGCAGGCUUACACACUUGAGCUAGAGGCUCUGGUUACUCAUCUGGAGGAAGAGAAUGCACAAUUGUUGAGGGAAGAGGCUGAUAAGAACAGACUGAGGUUUAAGCAGCUGAUGGAGUGCCUCAUUCCAGUUGUGGAGAAGCGUAAACCAAGACAAAUGCUUAGGAGGGUGAAUUCAGUGCAAUGGUGAAUUGGUGAUGUUGAUCUGUUUGUCUAAUUUUUAUGUCCUGGUGUAGAUACCGAUCAAAUGGAGCUAGAUAGUAUUAGUUAUUACAGAAGAAAAAAAAAAUUGAGAAGAGGUUUAGAAGCUGAUUUUACAUACAUGUAGCUUUGCUGGUUAUUGUCUUGGAAUUGUAUAGGGGAAAUAGCAGCAGUCACAUAAUUCAACUAAUUUGAUUCGUGCUGAA
Molecule: messenger RNA, 811 nt
Organism: Lotus japonicus
Lineage: Eukaryota; Viridiplantae; Streptophyta; Magnoliopsida; Fabales; Fabaceae
Product: bZIP transcription factor 12-like
Exons: 4
Coding region: 67-594 (175 amino acids)
Biological process (GO): positive regulation of DNA-templated transcription
Cellular component (GO): nucleus
Molecular function (GO): DNA-binding transcription factor activity
Source: RefSeq, a predicted model, not a curated record